AUGUCAAUUGUUUCGUUUCUAAUGCUUUACUCAACAGUUUUGGUGACAGCCGCUGUUACUGCAAAGCUAUCGAAGCUUCAUUAUUUACCCGAGACGGACAUGAAUGUGGUAAGUACAUAAUGGUUUCAGUCCAGUCAUGGUUGCAUGCUUAUAGACAAAACUGAGCUGUCUUUUCUUUAAUAACCGAUAAGUGCGUCACAAAAUCUUCAAUACCUACCCUCAUUUAUGAGUAUACUUAAUAAACUAAAGCACCCUUUAGUAAAUGCUAAUUGUGGUUUCUAUUUAUGAACAAUAGACAUACGACUGAAAUGCAUGAUGAAUACAUAUUUCAUGACUGCGGCAAACUAAUGUUAAACGGUCAAGUUUCGCUCUACGCUAUUUUGAAUCUUCUCACUCUUUCUUCUGGCAAUUAUUUAAAAUGCUUUGUUGUGGAAAAUGUUCCAAAUAUGCGAUGAAGAUUAGGCAUUUUUGCGUUUUGGAGGAAAACAAAAUAGCUGAAUGAAAGUAAUUUGCCUUCAAACAAAUAAGUGUUUCGGUCAACACCUAAACAUGAACAAUUAUGACGCUUACAGCAUUGUAACGAACACUGAGGCCCUAAAGGUUAAAACGGACAGAGAAAAGUUGGCUCUGUCCUUGUAGUUAUCUGAACAAAUAAUAACCUUUGCGCUUUGAAAAUGAAAGGCGAAGCUAAAACGUCGAUGACGUAAUUGCCUACAGGUAACGCCAGUGGUAUCCCUGAACUUAUGCAUACUGGCAGGCUGCACUGCUGCUGAACUAACUUGAUUUUUGUUAUGAAGCGUUGAAACUGAUUUAAAUUUUUUUUCACCAAUUUGAUUUGUGAAUUAGUUGCAACCUGUAAAAUAUAACGACUCACUAAUUGUAACUCACUCAUAGAGUAAAGGUCGCAACGGAAAGCGGACUGCCAGCAGUCGUUUUAUUUCCUCAAUUGAGGCACGUGAGCUGACUGAUGAUUAUGGAGUUAAAUCUCGCGGUUUUGCUCUCGUUUCUUUGUUCUGCCCUCGGAUUUUUCGCGUUUUUAAAGAAACUAGUCAAAGAGAAGACUGGUCAAAGUCCUUACUCGAAAAGUGGUUCUUGCAGAAUGGGCUUUUCAGGCAGUGACGCGAAGAAAGGGACUUUAAGAUCUGACAACGCGAUGGCAACGAGAACGUAAAAGAAAUAGGUUUAGAGGGCAAAACAACAACUGUACACGUGCACCAUACCUUUUUGUAAAUUUAUUUGCCGUUUUUGCAUGACUACGACGUGAAAUUGCUUACCAUUAUCGCAUUUUAUGGAGGACGUAAACAAGCGACGACGAAAUUUUAUUUCUCUUUCUCAACUUGGAUAGGGAUCCUAGUAAUUCAACUCCAGGGGGGUUCUCCUACUUUGAACUAUAAAAGUAAAUGGGUAGGAAUAAUCGCGAUAAACACUGGAAGAAAGUAAAUUCACUUUUUAUGCGACGUUUUCGCUGCCAUCGCGUCGUCGGAUCGUAAAUCCCUUAUUUUAGCCAAGUCACGCAACCCCGAGAGUUUUGGGCUAAAUCUAUAGAUUAUUUUUAAUGUUGCAACAACAUUUGGCUCCAAAAUCGACAGCAACAGCGACAACAAAACAAAAAACAAAGGUUAUUUAGAAAAUGUGACGCUCUGCAUUUCCAAGAACUGUUAAGACUUUCGUCCUUUAAGUGACUGUGUCGAAGUGGAAUUUGGAUAUGUUGGGUUUUAAGGAGAGGGGGAGUGCCAGAAUAAAACCUCUUGGAGAAGAGAACCCAGGCAGCUUUGCUUUGGUGAGAAGAUGAUUGCUCUUAUCAGUGCGCCAGCUCUUCUCCCCACACAUUCCACAUGGAACCUGUCAGAUUCUCCCAGUCGACUAACAAAUACUAAAAACCUUGUCUUGUUCAGAGACCUCUAAAGUCAGAUUGAGUAUGAGUAAUUGUGUAAACCAAGCUCGUGUCGCUUGACCUCCACUUAUAUAAGGCGAAUUUGUUUCGAAUUUUUACUUGUCUCAUAUGAAAUCCCAUAAAUCGUUACCUACACUGUGCAAAAUUUCUAAAUAUAUUAAUUUUCCGAACAAGCACCCUCACAUAGUGAUAGUUCAAAAAGGCCCGCAGAGUUUAGGGAAGAAAUACUGACAUCGCGAUCAAUUCUCUCCUCUUUUAAUAUUUUGCAGACCCAAAUCAUCCGUUACAAUGGGUAUCCUGCCGAGGAGUACAGCGUUGUUACAGAUGAUGGUUACAUUAUUUACAUACAGAGGAUACCAUCAGGAAGAAAUCAAGAUCCCAGCAGCGGUCCAAAGCCAGUGAUAUUCCUCCAGCACGGUCUCCUUUGCUCCUCGUCCAAUUGGGUCGUUAAUUUACCGAAUGAGGGUUUUGCUUUCAUCCUGGCUGACGCAGGAUUCGACGUUUGGUUGGGGAAUGUAAGAGGAAAUACGUACGGUCUUCGCCAUGUAAAGUACCCGGUGCAUUCUGAUGAGUUUUGGAAUUUUAGGUCAGACAGUCGCCCACUUUUUAACAUAUGUCGCGUAAGCUAGGGUUAAUCGGGCUACAAAAGCGUGCCAAUUGUUUCGAAGCAUUGGUGCAAAACGCGCGAAAGUGAUGUUGCGCGUUUUAUCAUCCACGUUCAAACCGGUCGUGCAAGUUGCAACAAAUCUGGUUGCUGCAAGUUGCGUGAAUAACUGACUUCUGAUUGUAUGAAAUAAGGCGGGAGUCACGCCAUACACGGGAGUUGCAAAACAAGUUUGCCAUGGGCCGUUAAAACGCGCAUCAUGUACAAAUUUUGGUGCAAAAAGUAAAGCUACUCUUCUUUCUGCAACAACUUUUCAAAACCUGCAACAACCUGAUUUGUUGCAAGACAGGUUAAGGUCGUGGGUGGUAAAACGCUCAACAUCGCUAUUGAACUCGUUUAGUAGCCUGCGUAGCAUGGCGGUUUUGGUUGGGCGCGUUAAGUAAUAAAGGCGGGCGAGGGCAAAGAAACCGCGAGGAGAUUGGGGCGGGUUAGGGUUAGGGUUAGGCUCGACAAAACCGCCAUGCUACGCAGGCUACUCGUUUAGCAGCAGUGUUGCAAAAUAAGUUGUACAUUUUUUGCUGUCCGUUACCAUACGUUUAGUUAUAGCUGGCUUGUGAGGCGGGCUAAGAGGAACUGUGAUGUGAGGCCGCGAGUAACCUCUUCGUUUGGGGACUUUUUCAAGUUCUAUGGCGGCUCACUACAAAUACGACUCGUCGUGAAUAGCUUGCUCUCAGGCUACUGUUUUGUUGGUCGUUGAGUCACAGUAGAUCGAGAGUACGCGUGGGGGGCGAGCGGCGAAGGCGCGAGGAAAGAUGGCGGAAGCUUUUUCCGCUCUCCGCCCACAUCUCUCCUCCUUUUUACCAUUAAUUUGCAAAUUUUACUUUUACACUCGCCGCGCGUGGCUCUGAGGAAAAAAGGACGACCGCUUGCGGUCUAUAGGUAUUAGGGACCUUACGAAACUACGACGGCGACUGCAAGGAGAACGUGAAAAAAACAAUAGUUUUAAUGAGCAAAACAACAACUCUGCACGUGCAUCACGCUUUUUUGUACAUUUCUUUGCUGUGCCUGCACAACAACGACGUGAAAUGACCACACUUUAAGUUUACUUGAGUACGGGAACGACAAGGCGAUAACUUCUACCAUCUCUGUCUGAACUCGGGCGGGGCCCCCUCUCUUCAGCUCCAACCAAAAUUCCCUUCUUUUAAGUAACAGUGCGAAUUGGGAUAAUCGCGAAAACGUCUAAAAUGAUGCGAAGUCCAUUUUUCAACGACGUUUUCAUGGACGUCGCCGUUGUCGGAUCGUAAGGUCUCUAUUGUAACGACGAGCCCCCCGUAAAUGGCUAUACAUAUACCGCUAUUUACUACUCAACUUCGAGAAGGGCCAUCUCCCCAAGUUCUUUUCAGGAAAACGUCGAGCAGGCGUAUUCAUCACUCAACGAAAUGUUCCAACCGUUAAGCGGCCCACGUUACACAGACUUGGUAAUAAAUGGAUAAAAGUACAAGAGAAAUUGCAGUUAUAAAAUGUUUGUUAAUCUUGUAGCUGGGAUGAGAUGGCAAGCCAAGACCUUCCCGCCAUGUUGAACUUUGUUACAAACAAAACAUCACAGUCCUCGAUAUAUUACGCUGCCCAUUCACAAGGAACCUUGAUGGCUUUUGCCGAGUUUUCCAGGAANACUCAACGAAAUGUUCCAACCGUUAAGCGGCCCACGUUACACAGACUUGGUAAUAAAUGGAUAAAAGUACAAGAGAAAUUGCAGUUAUAAAAUGUUUGUUAAUCUUGUAGCUGGGAUGAGAUGGCAAGCCAAGACCUUCCCGCCAUGUUGAACUUUGUUACAAACAAAACAUCACAGUCCUCGAUAUAUUACGCUGCCCAUUCACAAGGAACCACGAUGGCUUUUGCCGAGUUUUCCAGGAAUAAAGAAUUAGCGAAAAAAGUGAAGAAGUUCUUUGCUAUGGGACCCGUGGCCACUGUGGGCCAUAUGGAGAGUCCUAUUAAAUAUCUUGCUGAUGCGAUAGACGAAAUAGAGGUAUGAUGUUAGAUGAACACCGUAGGCAUGUAACCCUGUAGUGUAGACCUCUGUUCCAAUGCUUAAUGCAGGGGUUUUCGUGAGAAACAAUCUAAAUUUACCUCCUAAUUUUGCGGGAAAAAAACUGAUACACAAGCAACAGGUUUAGAUUAACUUUGCAAGUGCAUCAUACUCCUUUGUACAUUUCUUUGCCUUCGGUGAACCACUAGAAACGGAAAUUUCUCUUCAGGUUUUUAUGGAGGACUCGGACUCUCUUGUACCUUCCUUUAAAAUUCAGCUCCACGAAAAUCCGCCAACAUUUGACAAAUUGAAGAGAUGGAAUAAGAGCCUGAAAGCCAUAACCCAUAAGUUAUCUUUCUCAAUUUGGAUAUGGUUCUCAAGCCCCGUGCAAACGGACGCAACAGUGUUGGCUGGCAACUCCCACUUUGACUCUGAAGAUGACUACCGCACAGGUUGUCGAAACCUCAGUCACUGUCAACAACAACAGUCCUAUUCAGGACUACGUUCACCCGGCCGAUCAAACUCAACCAUCUUUUGAAACUCCCAACAUUGUUAGGUUUUAUAUGUUGCGUCCAUUUGCACACCCUGUUGCAUGUUGUUGGAUGUUGUUGGAAGUUGUUACGCAAAGUUUGAAACCGGUCAAACUAUUAGCUCCGCUCCGUGCAAACGGACGCAACAACUCUUAACACUGCGAUGUCCGUUUGCACGUAGCUUUAUGAGUUCAGCUCCAGGCCCCAGUUGUUCAAAAGGUGAUAGCGCUAUCCACUGGAUAAAUCUCUGUCCAGUGGAUAGCGUAAUUGGUUUUCUAAUACUUAUCCACUAGAUUGUGAUUUAUCCGAUGGAUAGCGCUAUCCAACGUUUAAACAACCCGGGCCAGGAGCGUUCGAGUUAGUGAGAGCCUCUGUAUGGAUACCUGCGGUCGACGAUUUCGUCUCGUCUUUUCCAUCAAGUCGUCGGUUUUUUUCAUCAGGCGAACUGAUCGUCGCAUCACAAGAAUUGUUUUGCAUGGUAACGCUACUAGCGAGCUCAGCGCAACCACGACGAUGAUGGAAACGAGAAAAAAGCAAAACAAAAACUGAACGUUGUUACGUUCAGUUUUUGUUUUGCUUUUUUCAGUGGUAGGUUUCUUUGCCGUCAUUGUACGAUUAACGUUGUCAAACUUGGUUAAAAUCAAUGGCGAUCGUCGCGACUUCGAUUUCUUGGGAAAUACCCAUAGAGGCUCACGUGAGUUGCAGGCAGAAUAAUCGCGAUGAAGAGUGAGGAACGCGAAUUCACUUUUUAAGCUUCGUUUCUUGCUGCCAUCGCAUUCUUCGGAUCUUAAGAUCCCUAUUAAUUAUUUUAAGGUGCGUACCUUUAAAACAUGGAAAAUCUUCCUAAUUGUAUUCUUUCUUUUUUAUGCAGUUUUUGUUUGAGGUUUUGGGCGUUCGUGAUUUUCUACCAUCUGAUGACAUUAUUCAUUUGUUGGCUAAAUAUGUUUGCUCAGAUAAAGAAUUUGAAACGUUCUGCUCAGACAUAAUUUUUAUCAUCUGUGGCUUUGAUAAGAAGCAGCUGAAUGAGGUAAGCAAUACUGAGUCAAUAAAAAGAUAAAUCUCAUCCGAUUGAAGAAAUAUAUAAAGCUAUUCCAAUUAACGCUAGGCUGAUUUCGCAAGCUAUAAAGUUGUACCAGAAAGAGGUCACGCUUGAUCACCAAUGAUGGCAUUUCAUCGCUUGCUUGUCGGGUUGAGUUGUAGCAAGUAUGAUCAUCAUACUGAAUUCAAAUUCAAAUCGUAACACUCUCAUUGCGUUAUUCUAAGCGCGCUAAGUUUACACAUUGUCGCGCGCGCAAACAGUUUCAAAUUUAAUAUUUUCGUACAUGUCUGUAAACCCAGUGGGUAAUCAAGACCCAAAUCACAAAGAACUUUUGAUUGUGGGACUCAUCCCUCGUAGUCCUUUAUCCCACAACUAUUAACUGACAUUAUCAUAGAAGGUUCUGUAAUUUGCAAAAUGUCUAUGUCCGUUCAACGUUUCUCAGGUGAUAUUUUACUGCCCAGCAUCCGCCCACAGCACUAUACUCAUUUGUAACCUCUAGUUUUAAGGGUUUUUUUGUUUGCUUUAAUGACAGACUCGACUUCCAAUAUAUUAUACACACACGCCAGCUGGAACGUCAGUCAGGAACAUAGUUCACUUUGCGCAGGUAAGUUCACUGAUUUGAGCUUAAUGCCUGCCGAUCUAUCCGCACCGAGUAUCCUAACAUGCAGUUAGGCACGAUUUCUUAUGCCAUUUUAAUCACAUCUUUCUCUGUAAUUAGAUGUACAAAUCCAAGAAAUUCCAGAUGUAUGAUUACGGAAGUUCCAAGGAAAACAAGAAGCACUAUGGGCAGGUAUGCUUUAUAAAGAGAGGAAUAAACCGAAAAGCUCGGUUUCUUCUUCAUGAAGUAUUAAAAAAGACGUUACUGAGAGGCCAAAAAGGUCGAGUGGAUCUGAAACACAACGGGUGCUAAAGAUUGGUUUUUAAGGACUUGGACGAAUAUUAAUCGGUGUAGGAACUUUUAAAAUAAAUAGCAAGUUUAGGACAAUCACCAGAUUGGUAAUAGGAGAUUAAUUAGGACUGCUGUGAACCUUGGUGUCGCGAGGUAAUGCGUGCAGACGAACUUGUCUGAAUCAUGAGCGGCAUUUGUCGUACCCGUAACACAUUUUUUUUACACGUUUGAGUCAAGUUCAUCGCCCUUUUACGUGAGUUUUCAUAACUAAAGGUAACCACUCUCCACAGUGAGAGCAGUAUUGAAUAGAGUAGACUUUACAUUCAGCCAAAGUUGUCUUACACUCGCGUUACCUUGCGCAGACAGUUUAAAAUCUUUUCCGACGUUUGUCUCUUUUAAUAUAUUUAGUUUUAAAAUGACCACAAAGUGGCCAGGAAGCCUGCGGCUCGGCUUGCCUCAAACAGAAUUCUUUCUCGGGAAAAUUUCCAUUGGCGAAUGGGCCAAAUUGUUCGUCAGGGACCUUGCUUGUACCUGAUAAAUUACCAAGAGAAGCAGACACAUCAAGAACACUGCCUCUUUCUAACUUCUUUCAUACCGUUUCUUUCUAGCCCACUCCACCUCAAUACAAUGCCUCAGACAUGACAGUCCCCGUGGCUUUAUACUGGGCACAGAAUGACUGGCUUGCUGACCCCACAGACGUGAACGCACUUCUUCCACUGCUACCAAAUAAACUUUACAACAAAUACAUCAAAAAUUGGGACCAUUUGGACUUCAUCUGGGGAAUGGACGCUGCUAAAAAAGUAUAUGAUGAUAUAAUUAGAAAUAUUACGUCGGAUUAUAUGGAUGUGUUUAAUCCCGGUUUUGAGCCUUAA
This is a messenger RNA of Porites evermanni, 7854 nucleotides long. NCBI's taxonomy places the organism in Eukaryota, Metazoa, Cnidaria, Anthozoa, Scleractinia, Poritidae. The record is from the annotation of a GenBank genome assembly.